Messenger RNA from Humulus lupulus (European hop), 837 nucleotides. RefSeq lists its product as uncharacterized. The coding region runs from base 469 to 822 and encodes 117 amino acids. Gene Ontology annotation, biological process: ribosomal large subunit biogenesis. NCBI's taxonomy places the organism in Eukaryota, Viridiplantae, Streptophyta, Magnoliopsida, Rosales, Cannabaceae. The record is from RefSeq and is a predicted model, not a curated record. The transcript has 6 exons. Gene Ontology annotation, cellular component: nucleolus. Gene Ontology annotation, molecular function: GTPase activity; RNA binding.
GGGCUCGACAGCAACGACUGGUGGCUCGGGGCUGGGCUCGACAGCAACGACUGAUGGCUCGAGGGCUGGGCUCGACGGCGGGUGGGGGGGUCUCGGGUCUGGGCUCGACGGUGCAGGGGCUGGGCAGGACGUGGAGGUUUGGGGGCUCGUUGGGGCUGGACGGCGCAGAGGCUUGGUGGCUCGUUGGGGCUGGACAACUCAGAGGCUUGAUAGGAGCUCUGGGAAGAAAACUUGAGUGCUUCUGUUAGUCUUCAGGUUUUAGAAAUUACUGAGAAGUUUUACACAAUGGCUGCUUCCCAUAGUAUUGCUACAGACUAUGGAAAACUUGAUUGAUUCUAAUAUGCAAUCUUGAGAACUAAAGAAAGCAUAAAGGGAUGAUAAAUUGUGUAGCUGGGUUUAUAGUUAUAUGAUCUAAAAUAGCAUGAAUAGAAAAUUGAGGAUGGGACUUGAGAAGCUAGCUUGCAAGUUAUGAUUAAACAGGUUUCAAGUUUGGAAAAAUUACCAGAGAAGCUUGAAACAGUUGGUGCAUUUCAAAAGCUGCCCAUGGUGAUGCAAUCUUUUGAUAUUCUUUACUCAGCAAUAAAGAAGGCCAAGAGAGUUUCUCCAACUAAGGGCAUUGCCAACAUUGCAAAGCGAGAGAGAAAUAGCGGUGCAAAGCAGCUUGAUGCGCUGAUGAAAGAAUUGGCAGCUCCUUUGAGGACUUACAUGGAGAGUUUUCCAAAGAGACAUACCAUUCAUCCAUAUGAGCGAUCUCUUAUUGAAUUGACUCUUGGAGAUGGAAAUUAUCAUUAUAUUAUAUCAAGAAUUAUUGUUAUAAGGUAAUCUUUGACAUUAUUU